GAGCAGGCAGGCGGGCGGGUACCGGCCGCGCGUCGCCCUCGCUGAGCUGCGUCUGGUGCAGAGCGGCAUCCAGGAGCGGCGGGCGCCUGACAACCGCAGCAGCUGCCGCCGCCGACGGCGACGAGCCUUGGAAGAGCCCGGCCGGCCGGCCGGCGGGCGGACGGCAAGCGCCAGUAGCUCAUGCCCCAGGCACGGAGGGGGCAGCCGCCGGCGCCGCCACGAGGGUGAAUGAGCCUCCGUGCGCCCGCCCGCCCGCCCGCCGUCUUUCCCUCCUGCCUUGGCGAGCAGCGAGCGCGGAUCGUCUUCGGGCCCCGACGGGAGCUCCUCGGCGCCCAAGAUGGACGGUUUCGCUGGCAGUUUGGAUGAUAGCAUUUCUGCAGCAAGUACAUCUGAUGUCCAAGACCGCCUUUCAGCUCUUGAAUUGAGAGUACAGCAGCAAGAAGAUGAAAUCACAGUACUGAAAGCAGCUUUGGCUGAUGUCUUGAGGCGACUUGCCAUUUCUGAAGAUCAAGCUGCAUCUAUGAAAAAACCAACAGGAAGUAAAAGACCGCCAGGCCUUCAUUUCCGUGGUGGCUCCACAUCCAGUAUUCCCAAUGGAAGCCCUGGGAGCAGAAAAAACAUCCAUAGUUCUGCACCUGGAUCCAGGAAAGAAACUUUCUCCUUUGCUGCUAAAAGCAGUACAGACAAAAAGAAGGACAAACCUCAAGAACAUACAGAGAAUAAAGAGGACUUGCAUUCUCUUGAUCAAAGCCCACAAAUUCAAGCAUCACCUUCACCUUCUCCCCAGCCCUCUGCACAGAGUCACUCAGUACACACGCAGAACUCAGAAGACAAGAACAAAAGCGUACAGAAAAUAUCACCCAGUGAAAAGCCACAUAGUGCAGGGGAAAUCCCAGAAGAGAGUCAUAAUAAACCAACGAGGGUACCUUCUCAAUCAAAACUGAUACCCAAAAAUGUCAAGAAUGCUGACAAACACAAAGAUGUCAUUGUCAACCAAGAAGGAGAGUACAUCAAGAUGUUCAUGCGGGGACGACCCAUCACAAUGUUUCUUCCUUCCGACGUAGACAAAUAUUACGAAAUCAAGGCAGAGCUGCCUCCUGAGAAAUUAAAACUGGAGUGGGUAUAUGGUUAUCGUGGAAGGGACUGUCGAGCCAAUGUUUACCUCCUACCUACUGGAGAAAUAGUAUAUUUCAUAGCAUCUGUGGUAGUACUGUUUAACUAUGAAGAGCGGACUCAGCGCCACUACUUGGGACAUACGGAUUGCGUUAAAUGCCUCGCUGUUCAUCCAGACAAAAUCAGGAUUGCAACUGGACAGCUAGCUGGAGUGGAUAAAGAUGGAAGACCUUUGCAGCCCCAUGUCAGAGUAUGGGACUCAGUGAGACUGAUGACUCUACAGGUUAUUGGCCUCGGGACUUUCGAGCGUGGAGUGGGGUGUCUGGAUUUUUCAAAAGCAGAUUCGGGUACGCAUUUGUGUGUGAUUGAUGAUUCUAAUGAACACAUGCUGACUGUCUGGGAUUGGCAGAAGAAAUCAAAAAUUGCAGAGAUAAAGACAACAAACGAAGUUGUUCUUGCAGUAGCAUUCCAUCCAACUGAUAAAGACACAAUAAUAACGUCUGGCAAAUCUCAUAUCUUUUUCUGGACUUGGAAUGGUAAUUCAUUAACAAGGAAGCAAGGGAUAUUUGGGAAAUAUGAAAAACCCAAAUUUGUCCAGUGCUUAGCAUUUUUAGGAAAUGGAGAGGUUCUCACUGGUGACUCGGGUGGGAUUCUGCUUAUUUGGAGUAAAACUACUGUAGAAGCCACUCCAGGAAAAGGAUCGAAAGGUGUGUAUCAGAUCAGCAAGCAAAUCAAAGCUCAUGAAGGCAGUGUGUUCACGCUCUGUCAAAGGAGAAACGGGAUGCUGCUAACUGGAGGCGGAAAGGACAGGAAAAUCAUUUUGUGGGAUCAUGACUUGAACCCUGAAAGAGAAAUUGAGGUUCCUGAUCAAUACGGGACCAUCAGAGCUGUGGCAGAAGGCAAAGCAGAUCAAUUUAUACUCGGCACUUCACGGAAUUUUAUUCUGCGAGGAACUUUUAAUGAUGGCUUCCAGGUGGAAGUGCAGGGCCACACAGAUGAGCUCUGGGGCCUAGGAACGCAUCCCUUCAAAGACCUGUUCUUGACAUGUGCUCAAGAUCGGCAAGUUUGUAUGUGGAAUUCGGUGGACCACACGCUUGAAUGGACCAGGCUGCUAGAUGAACCAGGACACUGUGCUGACUUCCAUCCAAGUGGAACGGUGGUAGCGAUAGGAACACACUCAGGAAGGUGGUUUGUUCUGGAUGCUGAAACCACUGUUUUGGUUUCAAUUCAUACGGAUGGCAGUGAGCAGCUCUCGGUGAUGCGCUACACCGUAGAUGGCACAUUACUUGCAGUGGGAUCCCACGACAACUUCAUUUACAUCUACACAGUAACAGAGAAUGGAAGGAAGUACAGCAGAUACGGAAAAUGUGUGGGACAUACCAGCUAUAUUACGCACCUUGACUGGUCCCCGGAUAAUAAGUACAUAAUGUCCAACUCAGGAGACUAUGAAAUUCUAUACUGGGACAUUCCAGCCGGCUGUAAACUAAUGAGGAACCGUUCUGAGUGUAAGGACAUAGAUUGGACAACAUACACUUGUGUACUGGGAUUUCAGGUAUUUGGAGUCUGGCCUGAAGGAUCAGAUGGAACAGACAUAAAUGCUCUCAUCAGGUCUCACAACAGGAAGGUGAUAGCAGUUGCUGAUGACUUUUGUAAAGUCCACUUGUUUCAGUAUCCCUGCUCCAAGGCAAAGGCCCCAAGUCAUAAAUACAGCGCCCACAGUAGCCACGUAACAAAUGUCAGCUUCACUCACAAUGACAGUCACUUGAUUUCAACUGGAGGCAAAGAUAUGAGCAUCAUUCAGUGGAGACUAGUAGAGAAAGUAACUCUGCCACAGAAUGACAUUACAGUGGAAAUUGGCACAACCAAAGUGCCUAUAAGUGCCAGUGAAAGCUUCAUGCAGCCAAGUACCCCUGUCCCCCGUACCCAGCCGUUUGACGAAACAGCAGCCAACGAAGGUGUAACAGAUGGUUCUCCAGCAUCUUUGGAGAGUGCUCUGGACCAGACUGUGGAGGCCAAUGAAGAGCAGAGUGAGGAGCAAAGUGAUGGCAGCAGUCUAGAUCCAGGUGAGCCAAACUGUGAAGAACCAUCCAAUGAAACAAGCGAGGAGCAGAGUGGAUCCACUAUUACUGAAGACCAGCAAGAAAUCUCUCCAGUGUCUUAACAGCUUGAACCCAGAUGACCUUUAUACAGUUUUCCCUUGGUGUGUAUACUUUUGUAAAGGGGAAGAGGGUUCAAGUGGGUAAGGGAGGCAGCUCUGAAUCAGGAGCACUCUCGUUGUUGGGUUUCAGUUGAAGGCUUUUUAGUCUGAUCUUCAGUUUUCAGUGCAUGGAACUAUUGUAAGGUUCUAUCUGGACAGUUCCAGCCAAGAGCUGGUUGGGGCAGUAGGAUGUAACUAGUUUAAAUGUUUUUCUGAAAUUGCUGUCAAAAAGGAAGCAUAUGAUGCAAAUGACGUGGAGUAGAGAAGAUGGUGGAAGUAGCUUCACCCACAGGCUGAGGAGGGGAAAAAGGCUUCUGGGAAAGAACAUUAACACCAAACAGAAGUGCUGAGCAUCACCUGCUGCGUAAUGCAGUCCAGGUGCAAGCUCCUGUUGGAUCUCUCCUUUCUUUUUUAUAUUAAAAACAGAAGGAGGGGAAAAGAAAAACAGCACAGAAGAGCCAUAUUGUGCAUCGUGCGUACUGCCUUCUUGAUUAACAACUAUGCAAUUUUCUAACACUACUAAUUCCUACUAGCCUCUAGACAUACUCAGCCCUGGCUGCAGCUAGUUCUAAGGCAAUUCAUAUUAAAGAACACUUCCCACUGUUCUCUGAUGAUAACGAGUUUUAUAUAACAAACUUAAGCUUUGCAUAGGCUUUUAACUGAUGACUUUUUAAAUUGGUGACCGCUUGUGACAUCUUUUCGAGAAGCUACUGGCCUAGCCAUAUUGAAACUCAAGAACACCUACUGUGACCUUGAUGUGAACUGACUUGAUUGCAUGACGACAAAAGUUCUAACUCUCAAGUUAAAACUUGGCCUUCAGAUACAACUCGCUUCCUCAAUAAGAGGCUAAAUAUUAGAGGAAUACAAUUAAGUUAUAAAAUCUGGUGCUUGGGAUUAAUGUAAUAGAGCGAUCACUUUCAAAAUCUAUUUAGGGAUAAACAUAAAAAUAACAACAGAAAAAGUUCUAAAAUUUCAAACAGGCUUUUUUGCAGCCUUCUUUUUAAGAGCUGUAAUGUAAAUGUCAUAUUUACUUGGAUUAUGUUGAAUUAUUAUGUUGGAUAAUUUGGGUUUUUCUCUUGUGUGUGUUAUAUUUUUGUGUAUGUUUUGUUUGUUUGUGUAUUUCUCUUGCCCAGUUUUUGUAAGCCAUGCAGCUCUGAGACGGCUGGACUUGGCCAGUUAUGGGAUAUCAUGGCAUUUUAUUAAUGCAUUUGGAAAAGUAUCUUUAAAAAGAAAUACACCAAACCCCCAUCCUCCUUCAGCUACAUUUUUCUUAAGUACCUAGCAUUUCCUACAUUUAAAAGGGUUUGCUGAAAAAAAAAUCCUACUUGUUUCUGUUUGAUUACAUAGGAUAUUUUUUUUAACUGUGCUGAUAUUUUAGAAUUUAGUUAGAAAUUGUGUUUAGAAACUUUGGGUGCGUUUGUUAAGUCUUAAGUGUGCAAGCGUUUACGUGAUUGUGCCAUUCCAAAGUGCAUCGGAACUGUCAUUCCCUUCUAGUAUCUUCUCAGGAGUUAAUGCUACAGAUCAGGUAUCUAAUCUAUACAUCAUUAAUAAUUUUGAGAAUUCAAAUGGACUCCCAGGACUCACGCACACACACACACACACACACACACACAGAUGUUUACAUUCAUUCCGGAAAACCUCAGAACAAUUCUCUUCAAAUGGAGAAAGUUGUGGAUUCCAAGCGACCCAUCUGUUUGUUCAUUUUUAACUGUACCGUUAAAUAGUAAUGGGGUUGUAGAGCUCUAGUUGUUGCUAGCCAUGUUUCCAAAUUAGGUCACUGGGCAAUGCAAAUUGUCAUAUCAAGGAAGUAGAUUUCUUUGGACAAUGUGCAAGAGGCGUUCCUCUGGCAUCAGAAGGCACCACCAGCCGAAUAGGAAGGAGAGCUUUUCAGUGGUUCCACCUCCCCUGCUGCCCCCACGCUUCCCAAAAUCUACACCUCAAGCAUAUUUGGAGGGCACACAGGGAAGUGGGGAAAUUGCCAAACAUCACCCCCUCUCUGUUCCACUGAAAAAUGCCUUUUGGUGGUAGAACAACACAAGUUAAAAGGGAUGCUUUAAGGCGCAACCUUAUGAACGUUUAGGCAGAAAAAGUCCUACAACACGCAGCAUUCUUCAUGCUGGCUGGGAAAUCCUUUUCCUGUUUAAAUAUGCAUAGACUUACGUCCUAAGUAUUUUGGGGAAUGUUUGUCAAAGUGAAUGGGAGAUUGAGCCCUCUUAACAUCCUCAGUGAAUACCAUGAAACAAUGCAUUUCAUUUUGGAAGUAUCUAUUACCUUAGGGUUGCCAUGUAAAAUGAGAGUUAAUAGUUGUGUUUUCUUCUCAUGUUGUAGGUUAAAGGAGGGGGUUUUUUUCUAAUAUGCAAAAAAGAAAAAAAAAAGGCCUUACAGCUUUCAAUUGCUGGCAACUACUGUUUAUUGGAUAAUUAAAUCUGUGAUAAUGGAUGGAAAUGGGUGGGAUUAUGUUAACUGUAGAUGUUCUAGAGAAGAAUUGUGAAUUAAAUAUGAUUUAAGAGUGUCAUGUGAAGAUGUUUGAGCCAUUUCUAUCUAUCAUGCAUUCCUGUCUCAUGGCAGAAAAAUUUGAAGAUUUAAAAUAAUAAAGAAUCAAAGUAAUGGUGA
This is a messenger RNA of Varanus komodoensis (Komodo dragon), 5923 nucleotides long. It is a transcript of the gene EML4, whose product is annotated as EMAP like 4. Lineage: Eukaryota; Metazoa; Chordata; Lepidosauria; Squamata; Varanidae. Bases 338 to 3274 code for a protein of 978 amino acids. Gene Ontology annotation, cellular component: mitotic spindle. Gene Ontology annotation, molecular function: microtubule binding. The transcript is spliced from 23 exons. The record is from RefSeq and is a predicted model, not a curated record. Gene Ontology annotation, biological process: microtubule cytoskeleton organization.